GGCUCUGAGCGGAUCAGGUGGGCAGGCAGGCAGGCCGGCAGCUCCUGAGCGUGCAGCGCGGAAGGGGUUAAGCGGCGGGAGACUUCCCAGCAGGUGGUCUCCGUCUGAGAGGGCGGCCGGCAGCAGCCGAGGGAGAGGCGGGCGCCUCUCGGCGGUGCAGCGGAGACAGAAACUUUCCCCGCAUCUUUUCUCCAGCACCAGGAGGAGGACGCAGCACCAGCCCAGGGGUCAGACGCUGCAGAAGCCGCGCGGGAGCGAUUCGAGCUAGGCUCGCCAGCCCCCGCGGGGAGGUGCAGAGCAGGAGGGCCGCCUUCGACCCCCCACCCCCCCCCCCCCCCCCCCGGGUCCUGCCUGGCCGGCGGCGCUGCUCACCCAGCUGCUCUUCUGCAGCGCCGAGCGAGAUUACGAAGGAAGGGCCGCCGCCUCUCGACUCCGUUUAGGGCUAGGAGGACCCGCCGUCCCCUCCCGCUGCGGAGAGCGGGAAAUCCCGGGGGAGGCCGACUUGAGCCGAGGAGGAGGAGGAGAGCUGCUGCUGCUGUUGCUGCCGCCGCGCUUGCCAGACCGGCUCUCGCCAGGCACUGAAACUUCCCCGCGGCUGCAGAGCAACCGGAUCCAAGUCCCACCCCCGCCGGUGGGAUCGUGGCCAAGCGCCAGCCACAGGUAGCCAGCCCGCCCGCCCCGGUGCCGGCCCAGCCUCCACCCGCCACACGCCAAAGAGGGAGGGGGGCGACGCACGCACCGAGCGGCGGGGAGGGGGUGCUCGAGAGAUCACGCGCGACUCUCUCCCCCAGGUGCGAGCCGGACCCCCGCCCUCCCGCAGCCCACGAUCAUGAGCCAGGGCAGGCCGGCCGAGCGGGCGGCAGCGGAGAGCCGCGCUGCUGCUGCUGCUGCUGCUGCUGGGUGGGUCCUCGGCGAGGGGAGCGUCGCAGCCACGCCGCGUCCACCGGCCCAGGCAGGGCCCGGCUGCUGCUGCUGCUGCUGCUGAACUGCCCCGGCCCGGAGCCCGAGCGCGCACGGAGGGGACUUCUUCUGCGGGCACCGAAGGAAGGAAGGAAGCAAGGGGCGGGGAAAGAAAUUUCGGAAAGAAAUUAACUGGUGCAAUUCGAGUUGGGGAACCCCCCCCCCCUUCUUUUCUCCUGCAAGACGUCGACGCCGAGGAAGGCGGGAGUUUUGGUUAGUCUGUAAAAAGAGGACAUCCCCUCCCCCGGCCCGGACUCCUGGGAGAGACGAGGCUUCUGGUCUCCUGCGGCUCUUUGGGAUGGAAAGCACCGGAUCCGGCUGAAGGAGUUGGCGGUGGCCGCCGAAGUCGCAGCGCCGGUCCCUGGCUGGAGGGGCACCUCCUCCCUCCCGGGCCCCUGAUGCUGCCGCCGCCCAGCACCCUCCUCCUCCUCUGCUCUGAAGGGAAUGCGGCUGGGUUCCGGUGGCAGCUGCAGCCCCUCCGUGCCGAGCCGGCGGCCCCCUGGUAGUUAGAUCGAGAGAAGAGCUGGAGGGGGGGACCGCCUUCUUUGGCCCAGCUGCAGGCCGGGCUGGGGAGAAGGAUGCUGGCCGGGUGGAGAGAGCUGACUACCGGGAUCAGCGCUAUACUUUGCUGUCUCCUUUUCUUCUGGCUGCUGUACUCUCAUUCUCCCAAGGAAGGAAAGGAGCUGGAGGUUGGGACGUGUGAAAUCACAGCUUUGGACAGAGAUAUAAGCCAUCCCAAGAGGAUGAUUGCCAGGCAGACGGCACGCUGUGCUUGUAGGAGGGGUCAAGUUGCAGGAACAACAAAAGCAAAACCUGCCUGUGUGGAUGCCCAUAUCAUUGUCAACAAACAAUGGUGCGGGAUGGAGCCGUGUGAUGAUGGGGAGCAGUGCUCUUUGCUAAUCAAUCAUUCAGGCUGGAGCUGCACGAGGCAACUGGGACGAAUAAAAACAGUCACAGUCUCCUGACAGCAAUUGUGCACUUGCCUGUGAGGGCAACUUCUCCCUAUGUACUGAAGCUGCAGUUCAGAGGUCAUCUGAUCACGAGGGGAAAGGAUCAAUCUAAUUCUUCAGCGUGGGCUCAUUCACAUGAAUUAUGGUCCAUCUCACCUAAAUUUCCUCUUGUGUCUGCACAUAUGCCACACAGAUUACUGGAUCAACAUAAAAGGGUUGUGUGUGUUUUUCUUCUUUUCCUUGCCCAAAACAAAUAUGUCUAUUUAUGGCUUAUUUUGUGAAUUUUUAAUCUGAAAUGCAGUUUUCUGUAGACUGUCUUCCCCAUGACAACAGAGGAAUUUGCCACGGUACCCAGGAUUUCAACAAGCCUCUUAAACUUGGGACAUGUCUGCCUCCUUGAGACAUAUGGUUAUGACAGACUGACUGAGGCAGUUGCUAAGAAUCUGGGAUGUUCUCCAGUUGCUGUGAAGAAAAUGUUCUCUUUUUUUCUGGUGCCUCUUUUGCUCACUUCCACUAAGCCAAAGGAGGUGAGAAGAUACCGAAGGAACAUGUCAGCUUUGCCUCUUGAUCCAUCAUCUAGAGGGAAACUGUUUGCCAAAGGCUGAGAACAGCAAAAGAUCAUUGUAAAGCUGCUGUCAGAGCAAAGUGAAGAACAUGGACCAAAACAUGUAUUUAAUGAGUUUCUCCUCCAUUUCUGUACCCAGUUUUUUAUCUGCCCCAAUUUUCUCCUAGUAACAGAUCACCUCCCCAAAUAAUGGUUGGAAAUAACUCCUUGGCCACAUCCUAUUCACUAUAAGCAAAUUCAGAAUCUAGAGCAGAAUUGAUAAGCUUGGUUGCCUGCCAUGUAUUCUGAUUGCAGAAGAUAUCCUUCGUAUUGGAGUUUUCAUGACAAACAUACGCUGUCAUUGCUUUAAAAUCUGAUUCCUGCAAGCAUUCACCACUUUUUCUUGCUGUACCACUUUGUUUCUUCUUGUAGAUCAGCAUGAAGGAUAUUUGCUAGCUCAGUGAAGUGGUGAGGAGUAGGGCAGACCAUUGUUCAUGCAAUCGGAUGAAACCUGGAGAGGAGGGUCUGGCUUUAGAAAGCAGAAACUCCCUUCCAAAGCACCAGUUUGGUCUGCCUGGAAAAUUUAGGAAAUGGUAGUGGAUAGAAAACAGCAAAACUUUUCGAAUAGCUUCCUCUUGGAUUGCUGCAUUAUUGAGUGGAAUGGUUUCUCCCAAAGGUAUGUUCUGUAAAAAUUAAAGCUGCAUCCCAGUAGCAGUUCCUUCCCAUGGCACUGUGGUGCUCAACCAGCAGUGAAAUGAAAAGCACCACAAACAGGAGGUUCAGGUCAAUACAGGGAUUUGGUGCUAUUUGCUGUUGUGAACUGUGCCAACACCAUCCCAACCCUGCUGGAUCCCAGCAUGUCAUUUAGACUGGUGGCAAACAGCAUGAGAUUGGUAUAGUCUGUGAUCUGCAUGGGUCAGGAGCAGAUGAGACAGCAGUAAUAAUCCUUUCUCUAAAUCUACCUAUCCAUCAUGGUUUUAUCCCAGCCUUUCUCCAAGGAGUCUGGGGAAGCUUACGUGGUUUUCCCAUCCCUGUUUAAAUCCUCACAACAGUCCUGUGAAGUAGGUUAGAUUGACAGUGUGUGACUGGCUAAUGUGCUUUGUGGCAAUGUGGAGUUUAAAUCCUGGACUCCUAGAUCUUAGUGUGAUACUUUAGCCAGAACACUACACCGAUUCAUCCUUGUAGCAUUCAACACAACAAGUACUAGUAACAGAUCACAGGAUGAUCUCUGUUAUGUUCCAUUAUCACUACAACUACAGCCUUUGCUGCACCUGAUUUCUAAGAAUAAUUCCAUGUUUUAGGCAUGCAUGAUAAACCAUGUGCCGUUUUAAUCUCUUUUUUUAAGUUUACACUGAUCACAGCUGUCUUGGACAGUAAGGUCAAAUCUCACAACAAAGUAUAGCAGAAAAUUGCAAUGUAGACAUUCUCAGACUUUAUCAGCAAACUUCAUGGAUAGGUUUCUGUUUUUGCUCACAAUCUGCUCUGGUUGAUUUCAACUUUUCCCCUGACCUAGAAAUGAAAUGCUUUUCAUUGCCUCCUCGACCCACUUGUGGUGACAAAACGUUAAGCCGCCCAGACUGGCUGGUUGGUACUGAUCAAUGAUUUUAUAAUCCCUCCUCUAGUAAGUUCAGAUCUUUGUCCUGUAAAUAUCAAGGAUCUUGGGUUCCUGUACCAUCACCCUUUUUCUCAUUGUGAGUUGGACUCUUUGUUUUAAGGGCCUUUUCCACUGUAAUAAAUUUCCAAGAUUUGUGAUGUCAAAAAUGUAAGGAAAUAAAAUUCUAACUUUAAUAGUCAAA
Molecule: messenger RNA, 4250 nt
Organism: Sphaerodactylus townsendi
Lineage: Eukaryota; Metazoa; Chordata; Lepidosauria; Squamata; Sphaerodactylidae
Product: chemokine-like protein TAFA-5
Exons: 4
Coding region: 1539-1925 (128 amino acids)
Source: RefSeq, a predicted model, not a curated record